AAAUGUAGAGAAUAUCGCCAUUUCAAAGAUUUGAGCUGAGCAGAUAAGAAAAAAAAUUAUUGGCAUUACUGUAAUAAGGAUUGGUCGAAAAGGUUGAGUUUAUCUUUUUGUACCUAAGAUUAAAGUUUAGUCAAAUGUCUACGCAAACUAGAAACUCAAAAGGGAAUUUAACUAGUGAUUCUCAUUCUCAAGCUAACCAUUUAAAAGUAUACCAUAUACAACCCAUAGUUACCGAUACUCCUUUGUCACCAAGAACUGCUAAGUGGAUAAAAGAAUUAACUCCAGUACUUGAGCCAUAUAAUUUUGAUGUAGGUGAAAUAUCGGAUCUUAUACGCAGGUGUCACUACGAUGCAAACCAAAUUGAAUUAGCUGUAAGUAAUGUGAUUGAGGACUUUAGUGGACGUGAAUCUGGACAAUGGACUAAAGUUGGCAAAAAUAGGUCAGUGAACUCUAAUAACUUUUCGAAGAAACCUAAGGGACCUUCAUCUAAUACAUUGAUAAGGAAUGAGAAGAUGUGUCCAAAUAAAGGUAACAAACAACAUAAAUCUAAGUCCGGGAUAUCUAUAUCACAUAGUACACAUGUUGAUGAGAAGAAUUCUCAAGUAUUGAAUAAUGAGAUACAUAAGAAGAUACAGCAAACUAGCCAAUCAAGUUUACAAAAAUCUCCUAACAAGCAAAGUGGUAGUAUACAGUCAACUGAGAAAAUAGCUACAACUUUAACUCCUACAAAUUCAAACACUAGUUGGGCUCAGCUAGCCUGUAGAAAUAAUAAAUAUGCAACAUCUAACAAAGAGUCACUUGUCUUGAACACAGUAGAUGAAACAUGUGUAUCUUUAAAGGACAUAGUUUCUAAAAAUGUAGUAAAGGAGUCUCCAGAGAGUAGUCGUUCUAAAGAAACUACUAAUACAGCUACAACUGCUGGUACCACAACAAAGAUAAUGAUGAAUAACCAACAUCCAACUGAGCUCUCAAGGGGUAAAGCGAUAGUAGAGCAUUCUGGUGUUGAACUAGGUAUUAAGGUUGGGAGCCGUAACUCUGUAUCUGCUGGUAUUCAAAUUGGUGGUAUGGAAUCCUUAUCACCUCAGAAUUAUAACUUAGGCGUCUACCUACCAGAAGGUAGGACAGUUGAUCCUAAUGCUAGUGAAGGUUUAUUAUUUGGAAGUUUUGGAGCUGUAGAUAUAAGUAAGCAACCAGUAGAGGAGCAGCCAGUACCUGGGGUUCCUGAAUCUCCUGUAAUCUCCAACUCUUCAGCACCUUUAUUAGAUAGCUGGACAUAUAACUCAUCAAAGGUAAUGGCCAAUACACAAUCUGAUUCAAAUAAUACACAGAAUAACAGGAAUUCAAUACCUUCAAAUGUAAAAAGUAAUCCCAAUUACAUAACACAAGUGCCAAUAACUAACCAGCAACAAAGUGGAACAAAUGUAGCUACUAUUUUUAAUGGAAUUGCAGCUCCUCCAGGAUUAAAUAAUGCAACAGCUGGGAGUUCUUUGGUUAAUUCUAAUUUAAUGGUUUCAUCCAGUGCAAGUACAGGGAAUAUAACUAACAGUACAUAUAAUUCUAGUAUGGGUGCUUCAGUAGCACCUCAACCCUCAAAUGGGACCUCUAAUGCUAGCAAUAACUCUAAUAUAGCUAUAGCUGCGGCAGCAGCAGCAGCUGCUGCUGCUGCAACUCCUUAUAACUAUGCUUAUCUUAAUUAUGCGAGCUAUGCGACUAACUUUCCCUAUAUGGUUGGAGGUACUGCAACAUUUAGUUUCCCUCCAUAUGGUUCUAAACCAACUGCUCAUCCUCCUAUGUUUAGUCAAUAUACGCAACCAAAUCCCAAUCAUCAACACCAUCCAGCUGGAAUAUAUGGAAUUAGCCCAAAUUAUGAUUCUUCAAGUAGUAACAAUUUAGCACCCUCAGCUACUACAACGGGUUUGAUAAGUGAGGGAGGUACAUAUCAUCAUCAUAUUUCAACUCAAACUUCUGUUCCAGGUGGUUCAACCUUGGUAUCAAGUAAUUCGAACUCAUAUAACAAUAUUCCACCCAUUGCAUCCCCAGGAAUAACUCAACCAAUUGCUGUUGCUACUCAAAAUAAUAACUCUAUGCCUCAGGCUAUGAGUCUACCAAUAAAUUUUGCAACUAACUCUAACGAUUUUGCAGUUGAUCAGCCCAUACCACAUGGUGUAUUUUUAGGUCAAAACCAACGCUCUGAUCACGUAGGUAAUAUACUACCAAAUCAUCCUAGUGAUUUUACUCAUCCUGGAUACAGUCCACUUCAAAUGAAUCACUUUCAGGCAGCUGCAACUUAUGGUGGGAAGUCAAUGGCUAACACAUCCAGUACAAUCAUUAGUCAAUCUGUACCAACUCCACCUAUCGACUUGAAUACCUCUACUGUUGGUACAAAUGGUAGUACACCUGGGAAUAGUAACGGCACAAUGUUCUUAUCUAAUAGAGCUACAAACAAUCCAAAUAAUCCGGUAGUAGUUGGAAAUAAUCAAACGCAAAGUGCUGCAGCUAACGGUACUCCUCAACAAGCUGGCAAACCAGUCAAUUUCUCAAGUUUUCAUUCAAAUAGGACAAAUAAUCCUUCGUUUCUACCACACCAUAAUCCAGUGUGGAACAAUAGUUAGUCCAGUGGUAAAAAGGAAUAACCUUUUAUAACUUAUGGGUGACUAAUACUGUAGAUAUAUAAACAGGCGAUAAAGGAUUAUUUUUACUGAAUUGUGGGUAAAAAUAGUGCAUAAGUAUGAAAUAUUAUUUAGCUAUUCAUGGUUUUGUAAGGCUUUUAAGAUCUUCACAAUACCUAUAACUAAAUUUAUCACUAUCUUGGAGCCUUCUCAGUAGAAAUCUAAUUUAAAGUGUGUAACUUGUGAGAAUUUCAGGAUCUAAGUGUAUAACAGAACUAUAAUUUUCCAGAUGAUGAGUCUUUUAUAAAACAUAUGCUGACUUGGUUUUAUGAAUGCAACCACAACUACUAGGAUAAUAAUAGUGAAAACAAAGCAAUUAAGGAUUAGCAAUUUUAUCCAUUGGCUAAUUGAACAAAAUCUAUUCUAGAACACUUGGACAGUUCUAUUUUCAUUAGGUUUAUGAGAAAUGUCUUAAUUGCCUGAAAUUUUGUUGAAUAUCACUAGA
Messenger RNA from Cryptosporidium muris RN66, 3114 nucleotides. RefSeq lists its product as uncharacterized. The transcript has a single exon. Lineage: Eukaryota; Apicomplexa; Conoidasida; Eucoccidiorida; Cryptosporidiidae. The coding region runs from base 135 to 2612 and encodes 825 amino acids. The record is from RefSeq and is a predicted model, not a curated record.